This is a messenger RNA of Cladocopium goreaui, 3570 nucleotides long. NCBI's taxonomy places the organism in Eukaryota, Dinophyceae, Suessiales, Symbiodiniaceae. The record is from the annotation of a GenBank genome assembly.
GAUGAUGUGGGCGUAUCUCUGGUGGAAGGCAUUGGAACGCUGCCGGCCAGCGCUGAAUGGGUGGAACGUGCUCGACCUCACAUGCAGGUGCUGAUGUCCAUGGUGAGCACAGAUAUGGACAGUGCGCUAGCGCUCGGAUCGUCCUGGUGGCAGCUGCGCAUGAAGCUGGAGUUCCAAUCUGCCCUUGGGGAGGAGGUUUCCAUGCCCGAAGUCACUGCAGAAGAGCUGUUGAUGCCAAACUGGUGGCGUCAAAGCAUGGAACGCCUGCGGGACUCCAAAAGUGCUGCGGAAGAGAAGGUGUCACUGGCGCUCUGUCGCGGCAUGGAGGUUCUCAACGACGUUUUGUGCCUUCGCGGGGCAGAGGCUGCCUUGGCCAAGCAUGGCUUGGCGGAGGCAAUCUGGUCGCUGGUCAUGGGACAGGACCUAAAACGCCUGGGCCUACAGAAGCUUCCGCAGAGAUGUUCGAAGGCCUUGCUUCGAUGGCUCCACACGGAUCAGGUGAAGAAGGUCUUGAUGAGACAGACCUUGCAGCCACAGACCUUGCAGAUGUACAUGAACUUUCUGGAGGACGUCGAGGAGUUGGUGCGGGAAGCCCAGGAUGGCGACGUGGCGAAGGUAGAAAGCCUGAAGGGCACCGUGGAAGUCUUGCACGCUGCAGCACGCUUGCGCGGGACAAUCUCCAACUAUGCCAUGAGCUUGGUGGGUUUGGAGCAACCAGCAGCAGCUCCUGCCGCGUUGGCCACGCUUUUCACUCGCAACAAGUCCGCUGCCAUCUUUGCCGCGAAGGUGCUCCGUCGACUGGGCGGCGACCAAGAGCUUUGCCGUGUUGCCUGGAACAAACGAGGCGCCUUGCCUUGGUUUCCCUUGGACCCUUCGCGGCUGCCAAUCCUCGCCAACGAUCUUCCGGAUCCUUUCGUAAGAUUGAUCCCAAGCGAUAGGUCUUUGGAAAGGUAUAUGGCAAUUUGCAGCGCCUGCGGGCUGUGCGCAAGCUCGCCUCAAAACCUGGAUGCUUUCAAGAAGGCCGUGGAUAUUGAGUGCAAAAACAUCAACCGCCGCAGUGCUGUGGUUUUGAGCUGCAUUGCCUCCAGAGUACUGUUGAACCGACAGGUGGCGGUUCCAGAGGGUUUGGAAGCCUUGAGAGGGUGGAUCUCCGAAAGCUUCGUGGUGGAGGCCCACAACAACAAGAGGAGCCGGCAGAUGAUUAUCGACAGGAUGUUUUCAGACGCUUUGCUGCCACAUCUGGAGGACACCAACUCGGAAGAGCUCCAAGAUGCACCGCCCAGGAAAUUCCUGGAGCAGCUGGCCCUGAUGCUCUGCAUUUUGCUGAUAGAGUCGCAGACCAGCUCCUGGUUGGAGGCGGUGAUGACCAGUCCGCGCGAAGCCAAGAAACUCUUCUGGCCCACGAUGCCGGACAGUGAGGAGGCAGCUGUGAUUGGUGCCAUGGGAUAUGUCGGCUGGUACACCUGUCCGAACGGCCACCCCUACUCCGUGGGCGAGUGCACUCGGCCCAUGCAGCAGGGCCGUUGCCCGGUGGUGGGCUGCGGGGCGGCCAUCGGCGGCGAGUCGCAUGUGAACGUGAGUGGCGUCAAGUCAGUGAAGCAGGAGAUGUUGACCCGUAAAUCCCAGCCUGGCUUCAUGGCGGCCACCAGUGAGCUCUUGGAUCAGACCAUUGUGAAUCAGUUCAAUCGCCAGCUGAACAUGCGCGGCUUGAAAUCCUUGCGCUUGGUGGUGUACAUCUCCUUAUGGGUGAGCCUUGGUGGCGACCAAGCAGACGUCGCCGCAUCCACGGUGAAGCCCGGCGGCGCAGCCAACGUGAGGAGUGCGGCUGAGUAUCUCUACGGCCAGAUUUGCGAGGCCUGGAAGGAGCUGCUGCAGCGCACGCGGCUUCCGAGCCGCGAGUUGUGUGCGUGGCUUCACCUGGCGAUCCUCGGGACGCCGAACCUGGUGGUGCGAAAAUUGAAUACUGAAGCUGAUCGGUUGAAAUACGAGGAAGAAUUUCAGAUUGCCACCGAGCAAGCAAUGUUCAACGGCAUGACUGGGGAGGCGCGGAAGUCCAUGGACGUGGGCACCGACUACACCGCGGCGGCCUCUGCAGGCUUCGGCGCGGACUGGAAGGAGCUCUGCGAUGGUUGGGACAAGUCCGUCUACGAGCAGAUGGAGACAGCUUUGCCACGGGUGAUGUGGUCGGGUCGAGCACCGAUCCUUCUCGAGGAGUUUGAGGAAAGUUUUCUGGCACGUGCAGAAAAUCGAGUGCAUUAUCCUUUGCUGAAGGUCGUGCUGAAGGAGAAGAGGCGUUUGGGUGCCUUGAAGGCAUUGCCACGGCUGCUGGCAUGGCACGCUAUACUCUUUGAGGCCUUUGAUGAUUAUGGCAUCACCCGAGAAGACGCCCGGCAGUUCACCAACCGCCAAGUCAUCGAAAGGCUGCCGGAGCAUCGCCAAGGCCAGGCUGCCGAGGUGCUGCGUCGCUUCUGCCAGGCCUUCAACGACGCCUUUCCGUUGGUGGAACGACUAUUUGAGUGCGAAGCGAAUCCGUUCCUUUUGAAUGGAGAGGUGAACUUGCCUGGGCCAAUGAGCGAAGAGACACCUGUGAUCUUCUCGCUGCCAUACGUGGCCCAAGCAGGUGAGACUGAGGCGCCAUCUUUGUGCACUGUGCAGUUGGCGAACGUCCUUCAGGGCGCUCAAAACGAGCUGGUGGAGGCCUUGGACUCGUUGGACACCGGCGACGCCGCCAGAGCCGAUGGCGCCAUCACCGUCUCGGCGGCCACGGCGCCCGAAGCAUGCGAUGCCUUGCUGGCCUCCCUCGACUUGCAGACAGAUUUGCUGCCACUGCUUCAUGAACACCGGCGUGAAAUGCAUGGCUUGGACUAUGACUUAGAAAGCCUCGAGGCUGCUUUGGUAAGGCGUUUGCGCGGCGCAUCGCGAAUUCAGGUGCAAUUGCGUCACGUGCGCUUCGGCGGCGAGCUGAAGGACUCGGGACGCCUCGCGGUGCUACGGCAGAAGUUGCCACAAGAAGCCUUGCCUUUUGGAAUGGUGGAAGAGCUGCGUCGCGAGCUUUCCCGGCACGAAGAGGUGGAAGCCACCCGCGCAUUGCGCGCGCUGUUGGAGGACAGUAUCCACCUCUGUUUAUCUCUGCCCUUUGGGGACAGUGCAGCGGCCCAGAGAUCGUUGGCAGAGUUGCUGAGCACUUCGGGAGAAAGUGAGACCAAGGUGCUGCCAUCAGCCCUGAAAGAUGCCAAAUUGUGCCAUUUGCAAGAGCUGUAUAUGGAUCUGGUACGCUCCAAUGAAGCGGGAGAUCCCCUGGCGGGAGUGGCACUUGCCUACCAGGAGCCUCUGGAUGAUGAGUUGUUAGCACAGCUGCGGGUGGCAGCCAAGGAUUUGAAAGAAUGGCUGCCGGUACUCCACGAUUUGCUGGCAGAACAGCUGGUGGUGGACAGAUUUCCCGCAGGUAGUUCGCUGAAGGAUUUUCUGGGCUUCGCAGCAGGUGAAGAUCCACCGGAGAACUUCCCUGACGAACUUGAGCUGCGACACGCCUUGAAUGUGCACCGGACUCUGGCAGAGCUGGAAGUGUGA